AAUUUUGAUUAGGAAAUAAAUUAAGGAUCACCCAUUUCCUCCCAGUCGCUCUCUCUCCUUCCUCUGCUCAGAAUACACCACUCCCUCCAACACAGAAACGGCAUCCUUUUCCACAGAAAGCGACAGCCAGAAGAACCCAACCCACCAAAUCCCCCACCCAAAAGUCUCUUGCUUUUCUUUCACUCCAUCUCUUCUUCUUCAUCAUCUUCCCUUUCUUCAAGUUUCAGUCUUCCAGUUUUCAAACGAACCGUUGACUUUGUAGUCGUUGACUAGCUCCUGUGAAAUGGACCAAUCGGUUCUGGACGACAUAAUCAACCGACUUCUCGAAGUCCGAGGCCGACCCGGGAAGCAGGUCCAGCUGUCGGAGUCGGAGAUCCGGCAGCUCUGUCUGGUGUCUAAAGAAAUCUUCUUGCAGCAGCCUAAUUUGUUAGAGCUUGAUGCACCCAUCAAGAUUUGUGGUGAUAUACAUGGUCAAUACUCCGAUCUUUUAAGGCUUUUCGAGUACGGUGGACUACCUCCUAAAGCCAAUUACUUGUUCUUGGGGGAUUAUGUGGAUCGGGGAAAGCAAAGUUUAGAAACAAUAUGUCUUCUCCUUGCAUUUAAAAUAAAAUAUCCUGAGAAUUUUUUCCUCUUGAGGGGAAACCAUGAAUGUGCGACUAUAAACCGUAUAUACGGAUUUUAUGAUGAGUGUAAGAGAAGAUUCAAUGUGAGACUAUGGAAGACAUUCACAGAUUGUUUUAACUGCCUUCCAGUGGCAGCUCUGAUUGAUGAAAAGAUUCUCUGCAUGCAUGGCGGUCUUUCUCCUGACCUGCAUAAUUUAGAUCAAAUCAGAAAUUUACCACGGCCAACAGAUGUACCAGAGACAGGUUUACUCUGUGACCUUCUCUGGUCUGAUCCCAGUAAAGAUGUUCAAGGUUGGGGAAGGAACGACCGUGGAGUUUCGUUUACAUUUGGUCCUGACACGGUGACGGAGUUUCUUCAGAAGCAUGAUUUGGAUCUCGUUUGUCGUGCUCACCAGGUUGUGGAGGAUGGCUAUGAGUUAUUUGCCAACCGCCAACUUGUGACGAUAUUUUCAGCACCUAAUUAUUGUGGGGAAUUUGAUAAUGCUGGUGCCAUGAUGAGUGUGGAUGAGACAUUAAUGUGCUCUUUUCAAAUACUAAAACCUGCAGAUAAAAAGCCAAGAUUCAAUUUUGGAAGCAUGACUACAGCUAAGCCUGGAAAUACAUCGUCUGGGGUUAGCGCUUUUGCGAGCACAGCAACAGCGAAGCCUAGGAACACAGUUACAGGAAUCAGGUCCAUGAUGCCCAGGUAAGAUGUUUGAUUUGGCGGAGAGGGAAGGUGCCGAAGCCCAGUUUGUAUCAUGAUCGAGCCAAGGGUUCCAUCGGGAAGCAUGAGAACCAACUUAAUUUCACUGUAAUCACUAGAAAAUAAUGCAGAAUGGUAUAAAGUUGGGUUAGAAGGUAGAAGGCUGUGUAUCUUCUUCUCUUCGUCCUUGUACACUAGUUGGCUGCUAUGAAUUAUUAGUCUCUCCGAGGCCAUGGAAAAUGUCAGAACAGCCAGAUGCCUGUGAUGAAAUUCGGGAAAAUUUUCCGAGUCUUCUUGUUAACAAAAUAUCUCUCUUGCAUGUUCA
This is a messenger RNA of Pyrus x bretschneideri (Chinese white pear), 1630 nucleotides long. Its product is annotated as serine/threonine-protein phosphatase PP1 isozyme 1. The record is from RefSeq and is a predicted model, not a curated record. NCBI's taxonomy places the organism in Eukaryota, Viridiplantae, Streptophyta, Magnoliopsida, Rosales, Rosaceae. The transcript is spliced from 4 exons. Gene Ontology annotation, molecular function: protein serine/threonine phosphatase activity. Gene Ontology annotation, cellular component: nucleus; cytoplasm. The coding region runs from base 284 to 1312 and encodes 342 amino acids.